Messenger RNA from Pungitius pungitius (ninespine stickleback), 1120 nucleotides. It is a transcript of the gene dkk3b, whose product is annotated as dickkopf WNT signaling pathway inhibitor 3b. Gene Ontology annotation, biological process: multicellular organism development; negative regulation of canonical Wnt signaling pathway. The coding region runs from base 83 to 844 and encodes 253 amino acids. Gene Ontology annotation, molecular function: receptor antagonist activity; co-receptor binding. Gene Ontology annotation, cellular component: extracellular region. The transcript is spliced from 7 exons. Lineage: Eukaryota; Metazoa; Chordata; Actinopteri; Perciformes; Gasterosteidae. The record is from RefSeq and is a predicted model, not a curated record.
UUACGGUAAAGGGACGAUCAAAAGGUACACGGACCCCGGUCCAGAUGUGCGUCACACGGAGCCGCCGCUCGGAGGAGGAAAGAUGUCCGGCCUCGUGCUGCUGGUGCUGUCUCAGACUUUGUGCGUGUGGGCAGCGCACGGUGCAGGAGAACGGCGCUACGCCAUCAGUCUGAACGAAAUGUUCCGAGAGGUGGAGGAGUUGAUGGAGGACACCCAGCACCUUCUGGAGGAAGCUGUUGACCAGAUAACUACAGAGAGUGAAAAAUCCUCUGUUACCUCACUGGAUGAAACAAACAAGACAAUAAUAGAUGGAGACAGAGCGGUUCAGCUCCUAUACAGAGCGGACAAGGAGACGUAUAAUGAAACAGGAGAUACUCAUCUUUCACACAUCCAUGCGGAGAUUUCUGGCUAUUGGAACGGUGCGGAUCACGAGUGCAUGGUGGAUGAGGACUGUGGUCUCCUGAAAUACUGCUUGUAUGAGAUUGAGAACUCCAAGUGCCUCCCCUGCAUACAGACGGACAUGCCAUGCACUAAGGAUGUGGAGUGUUGCUCGGACCAGAUGUGUGUGUGGGGUCAGUGUACGGUCAACGCCACCAAAGGAACGGAGGGAUCUAUCUGCCAGGCUCAGAGAGACUGCAGGCCCAAUCUCUGCUGUGCCUUUCAACGGGAGCUGUUGUUUCCAGUUUGUAAUCCCAAACCAGAAAAGGGGGAGUCCUGUCUGAGCCACCCCAACCUGCUGAUGGACAUGCUGGCCUGGGACCAGGAGGGUCCCCGUGACCACUGCCCCUGUGCCGACAACCUCCAGUGCCAACCUCAUGGACAAGGAUCUGUUUGUGGAGAGUAGUUCUGGAGAUGAAGAGUGCAUAACCAUCUCAGAGCUAUGCCAGCGUCCUGCUGAUCAACCGUUUAGAAACAAAUAGGAUGUUGUUUUCCAGACAGGACUUGCACUGUAUUGUUUAUGCCUUAUUAAUGAAUGAAAUGAACACCUGCCAUAAACAAGGUGAAUGUUGACUAUUACUAGGUCAUCUGCCAGCAUCCUUACUUUAAGAAAUACUAUUCUUAAAAAGCAAUUCCUUAGUUAACUAGUAGUGGAUUAAUGCGAAUAAACAUAAAGAAAGAC